UGAUAUUUCAAUAAUAUUGAUGCUUCUAGCACACCGGCCAUGAUACGACUGCAGCUUGCAUCGCUCAACAAUUCCACACUUUCCCAAAGCCACAGGGGAAAAGGUCAAACCAUCAAGACAAGCAUGUUAUCUGUUGAGAUAGCCUUCCUUAGUCAUCCUGUCACUGUUUCACAAACUCCACCACUGUUAUCAGAGGUGGACGCGCCCUUCUCCGGCGUCGCACUUUCUCCGACGAUUUGUCCUGCUGAUAGUACACUCUAGCCUUCUCAAUGACUAAAGACAGGGAAAGUUGCUCGGGUUGGCCAGAUGCAGGGUCGCUGAGAUACGUCGGUCAUCGGUCAUAAAAUCAAUGGCAAUGGAAACACCAUCCACGACGUCGAACCCGUCGAAUCCGUCGAAUCCGUCGACUGGGGCAUCACGCAUAAAAAUCGUCGCUCUGGAAGCACGUUUCGGUCCGAUUCCCGACUUUGACACUUUCAAAGGAGAGUUCGACAUCGACACCGCAAUCUACGAUCAGACUGUGCGAGAUGAUUUGGAGGUACUCAAAGAGCGACUUCGCGAUGCGGAGAUUGCCAUCAUUUGCACCAUGCCCAUGACGGCAGCCACAUUGGCCCCAGAGGUAACACCAAAUCUGCGUGCCAUUUCAAUCAGCGCAGCCGGAACAGAUCACGUCGACUUGGAAUAUUGUCGGAAACGUGGGAUUCGAGUGCUCAAUAGUCCCAGGGCGAACACGGAGACAGUGGCCGAGCACGCGAUCGCCCUGUUUUUUGCGGCGAGAAGGGCGAUUGUACAGACGCAUAUACAGACAGUGCACGACCAAUGGCCAAAGAAAAAAACGCUAGUAACUUCACUGCGAGGCAAAAAUGAUGCUCUACCUCUAGGAUUGAAGGAGGAGACUGUUGGUAUCGUGGGGUACGGUGGUGUUGGCAAACACAUUGCAAAGCUUUGUACCGGGCUGGGCAUGACCGUCCUGAUUGCAGACCGCAAAUCGAGUACAACUACGGAAACACAGGGAACGGCACCAACAAGCAACGGAUCCAAUGCUAUGACUCGAUGUUCAUUCACGCAAAUCCUCCAAAGUUGCACCGUCAUCUUCGUUGCCAUACCACGACUCCCGAGCACCAUGAACAUGAUCUCGGCGAGCGAGUUUGCCAUGAUGAGCUCCCGUGCCGUGCUUGUCAACGUCAGUCGUGGUGGCAUAGUCAAUGAGAGUGAUCUGCUGGUUGCACUACGAGAGCGACAAAUAGCUGGUGCCGCGACCGAUGUCUUUCUGGUCGAACCAGCAUGGACAGAGAACUCGGUCUUGGUCAAGGCCUUGGCGGAGGAGGAGACAACCGUUGAUGGCGAGAAGCUGCCCCUUGUCGUCACGCCACAUGCUGCGUGGUAUAGUGAAGUCACCAUGGGGAAUCUGACAAAAGAUGCGAAAAGGAAUGUUGUUGGGUGGCUUCGAGGAAACCCGCCUCCAGAGAAUGUAGUUGUCUAAAGGCCCUGCUCUCGCCCGCCAUUGGAUUUGUGUCUAGCUUCAAUAUGUUGCCUGAAGACGUUUGACCAUCCAGUCAAUUGGCAUGACAGGUUCAU
Exophiala viscosa is the source of this 1578-nucleotide messenger RNA. Its product is annotated as glycerate dehydrogenase. Gene Ontology annotation, molecular function: NAD binding; oxidoreductase activity, acting on the CH-OH group of donors, NAD or NADP as acceptor. The record is from RefSeq and is a predicted model, not a curated record. The transcript is spliced from 2 exons. Bases 350 to 1483 code for a protein of 377 amino acids. Lineage: Eukaryota; Fungi; Ascomycota; Eurotiomycetes; Chaetothyriales; Herpotrichiellaceae.